Messenger RNA from Anas platyrhynchos (mallard), 2421 nucleotides. NCBI's taxonomy places the organism in Eukaryota, Metazoa, Chordata, Aves, Anseriformes, Anatidae. The record is from RefSeq and is a predicted model, not a curated record.
GGGGCAGCAGGGCUGAUGUUGGGGUGCCUGUGGGGUGGCUCAGGGAUUAGCCUGAGGCUGGUUCUGCUGAGUGCUUUCAGACUCUGUCCUAGCACAAAACCCGGGGAUGUGCCAGCUCCCCUUCGGGGGGUGCCAUGGGGGGGCAGGGGGUGCAGGUGGGUCACGGCCCCGGGGGGCAGGAGCUAUCAGUGCCCUCUGCUCUCCCUGCAGCCAGAGAACACCAAGCCGGACGGCACCUUCCAGGUCACCAUGCUGCCCGGGGACGGCGUGGGCCCGGAGCUGAUGCACGCCGUCAAGGAGGUGUUCAAGGCCGCCAGCGUGCCGGUGGUCUUCGACGAGCACCACCUGAGCGAGGUGCAGAACAUGGCAUCGGAGGAGAAGCUGGAUGAGGUGGUGGACUCCAUGAAGGAAAGCAAAGUGGCCCUGAUAGGCAAGAUCCACACCCCCAUGGAGUACAAGGGAGAGCUGGCGUCCUACGACAUGAGGCUGAGGCGCAAAUUAGACCUGUUCGCAAACGUUGUCCACGUGAAGAGCUUGCCAGGCUAUAAAACACGCCACAACAACCUGGACCUCGUGAUCAUUCGUGAGCAGACGGAGGGGGAGUACAGCUCGCUGGAGCACGAGAGCGCCAAGGGAGUGAUCGAGUGCCUGAAGAUCAUCACCCGGGCCAAGUCGCAGCGCAUCGCCAAGUUCGCCUUUGACUUCGCCACCAAGAAAGGGCGCUCCAAGGUCACGGCCGUGCACAAAGCCAACAUCAUGAAAUUAGGCGACGGGCUGUUCCUGCAGUGCUGUGAGGAAGUGGCAGAACUGUACCCCAAGAUCAAGUUUGACACCAUGAUAAUCGACAACUGCUGCAUGCAGCUGGUGCAGAACCCCUACCAGUUCGAUGUCCUGGUCAUGCCAAACCUCUACGGGAACAUCAUCGACAACCUGGCGGCUGGCUUGGUGGGCGGUGCCGGCGUGGUGCCCGGGGAGAGCUACAGCGCCGAGUACGCCGUCUUCGAGAUGGGCGCCCGCCACCCCUUCGCCCAGGCCGUGGGCAGGAACAUCGCCAAUCCCACGGCCAUGCUGCUCUCAGCUGCCAACAUGCUGCGGCACCUCAAUUUGGAAUUUCACUCCAACUUGAUCGCGGACGCGGUGAAGAAGGUGAUCAAAGUCGGAAAAGUUCGGACACGGGACUUGGGCGGUUACUGCACCACUUCUGACUUCGUCAAGUCUGUGAUUGACAACCUGCACCCCCACUAUGGGGCCUAGGAGCCCCGCGGGCAGCCCCGGGACUUCUCCGCGCCCUCCACCCUCCACCAGCCUCCCCCAGCUUAAGGCCUAGCAGCGCCGCCUCCCCCCACCCACCCCCCGGCUGCCAGGUCCCUGGGGAGGAGGGGGCUCGCCUCCUCCCCAGCCCAGCACCCACCCGUGGCCGGCACUGGGGGGCUCCCAGCCCCCAGCUUCACGUCGGCUCCGUCUCCCCUCGUCCCCAUAGCCGGGGUGGUGCCAGGUGGUGGGCAGCGCCCAGCACAGCCCCCGGCAGGCAGCUCAGCGGGGCCGGGGUCCUGUGGGGUCCUCCCCCUGCCCACAGAAGCAGUAGCAAUAAAUAGGACCCCCGGGCUGAGACCCCACACCCAGGGACGCAGAAGGGGAAGGUUCUCGCUCGGCACCAGCAGCCCCUCGGGCUCAGUGCCAGGUCCUGGGACAGGCGGCUGUGGGGUGGGGGCGCUGCCGGCCCCCAGCACCCGGUGCAGGCCAGGGGCUGUGCGAGGGGGCUCUGGAGGCUGUGAGCUGAGCCCCCCGCCCCCAGGCAGGGCAGUGCAGGAGGAGGCCCAGGCACUGCUGGCUGCUCGCUGUGCCCAGGGUGGGCACACUGCUGCUGCUGCUGCCCCCAGGGGCUGUGCCCCACGGCGCUGUGGGGCUGGGCUGCACGCGCUGGGCAGGACCAUGGGGCAGACACUGCCCUGAGUGUGAGGGAGUGGGGCCUGGGUGCCGCCAUGCUCUGUAUCCGUGUUUGCAAAUAAAGGGACCAACGCUGCCCCCCAACCCCAGUGCUGUUUCCCCACAGGGUUGCUCUCCCCCUGCCCUGCCCCACACCAGCAGGGUCAUGGUGAGGUGCGUGUCGGCCCCAGCCCUGGCAGGGACCUGAAGCCGUGUUGCAGGUGCCAGAUGCCGGUUGUUGGAGCUGGGGGGUCCAGCUCCUCACCCCCACCCCCAGCCUGCAGCAGGGGAGCUCUGCCCAGGGAGCUCUGCUCUUACCACAGCCCUCUGGGUGCAGGAGAGGUGCCGCCCUUCCUUUGCAGCCACCAGCAGCCCCCUGGGGGGGGGCUCAGAGCAGGGGGAAAAGUGCUGGUCACUGCUGAAGCCUGCGGCAGGACACCCAGCACCGCACACACCCCCACAGCUGUGGUGUCAGACACAGCAGCAAAAAAAAAA